Molecule: messenger RNA, 1876 nt
Organism: Leguminivora glycinivorella
Lineage: Eukaryota; Metazoa; Arthropoda; Insecta; Lepidoptera; Tortricidae
Product: phenoloxidase-activating enzyme 1-like
Exons: 7
Coding region: 123-1265 (380 amino acids)
Biological process (GO): proteolysis
Molecular function (GO): serine-type endopeptidase activity
Source: RefSeq, a predicted model, not a curated record
ACAACGUGAACGACCAGUGUGGCAAGCGCUGCCAACUAACUUGCCGCGCUCGGCUCGCUUACUCGACUCGUCUUAACCAAACAAACCAAUACUCCUUCGUGAAAUCCUUGUUUUAGUUUAAAAUGAAGUUACAAGUGCUGUGUUUUGCUUUGCUAUGGAAUUACGCACAUUCGUCCUGUCGAACGCCACUAGGAGAUGAAAGCGAAUGCGUGUCGCUUUACAAUUGCCAGCCACUGUUGUCAGCCUUUGAACAGCGCCCUCUGCCCGGGAAUGUGGUCAGCUAUCUGAGGCAGUCUUCCUGUGGGUUCGAUGGAUAUGUACCCAAGGUGUGCUGCGGGCCUUUACCCUCCCAACAUCAGCAGCCGGCUCAACCUACACAAAGACCAAGACCGACGCGCCCUCCCAGCACCAACGACCAGGUAGCACCAGUGGAGGACGAGGACGCCUCCCCCUCCCCCAGCGGCGAGUGCGGCAUCGACACCAAUGGCGACCGCAUCUAUGGCGGCCAGUUUACCGACCUGGAUGAGUUUCCGUGGAUGGCUCUGUUGGGGUAUAGAACACCCAACAGGACGAUAACAUACCAAUGCGGCGGAGUGUUGAUCAACCACCGCUACGUGUUGACCGCGGCCCACUGCGUCACUGGCGCCAUCAACCGCGAAGUAGGCACGCUGACCACCGUCCGUCUCGGCGAGUACGACACGCAAAGCGACGUGGACUGCGUGGACGACGCGUGCGCAGACCCGCCGCAGGAGCUGCCGGUGCAGGCCGGCCUGCCGCACCCUGGCUAUCAUGACAAGAACAAGAACAGGGCGGAUGACAUCGCUCUAGUGCGGCUGGCUCAGCGGGCUAAAUACACUUACUACGUGCAACCCAUCUGCCUGCCGGACGGGCGGGCGCGGCUGGCCGUCGGCAACGACGUUUACGUCGCCGGCUGGGGAAAAACCUUGAGCGGACGCAACAGCCCAAUCAAGUUGAAACUGAAGAUCCCUAUCUUCGAAAAGGACAAUUGCGUUCAAAAGUACCGCACACUAGGCGCCGAGCUCGGAGACAAGCAGAUUUGCGCUGGAGGAGUGUUUUCCGAAGACGCGUGCAGAGGUGACUCGGGUGGUCCCCUUAUGCGAGCCAAGAGCAAGGGAGUGUACGAGUCAGUUGCUGUAGUGUCCUUUGGCUACGGCUGCGGCAGAGACGGGUGGCCUGGAGUCUACACGAAUGUAGCUAGUUACAUAGACUGGAUUCGUUCAACGAUGCGAGAGAAUAAUGUUUAGAAUCUUACAUCAUUAUUUUAAUCAUUAUGUAGGUUGUUUUCUUAAACUCAGCAUGGAACUAAGUAUACGUAUACCUACGUACCUAAUUGAAUGUACGAACUAUGUUCGUUCAACUGUGAAUGACAAUAUGUUUACGCAUUAAUUAAUCUCAAAUUUGUGAUAAUUUAAGCAAGUAUGUAGUGAGUCCUAAACAAUUUAACUAUUUAGGAAUGAAUUGUAAUUUGGUGGUUAAAAAUUGAAUUGAAUUGUUUGGGUCAUGUAUCGUACAAAUGUACCUACUUUUAUAGUUAUGAAUUAAAUUGCACGCAACAGCUAAGUGCGAUUAACUACAACAAUACUCGUGGAAUCAUUUAUGAAUGGAAAAUAAAUACGUCAGAAUUAUGUAGUAAGCUGUAAUCAGAUUAAAUAAUAACCAUUAAAAUUAUCGUUAAAGAUAUCGUCAAUUAGCAGGACCUUGAAUUAGAGUCCAAUGUCAUGACAAGUGUAAAAUAAAUACACAAAUAGUUAUUGUGACAUCAGCAUUAUCAGCAAUCGCUAAAACGAUUAUAAGCUCUUGUUUUUAAUCGUAUAAGUAAAAUAGUGUAUGCUAUAAUAAAUUUAUACCGAUACAG